AAAUCACAAAAUCAAAAGUCAAAACAUUCAUAUUUUAGAAUUUAGGAUAAAAAUGGAAAUUAUCAGCUUAAAAUAAUGAAUAUUUGUUUUUCUUUUACGAAAUCGUUAUGUAUUUUCAUAAACGUAGUGUUGCCUUUAAAUCAAUAUGCUCGAUUGUAAGACUGCACAGCUUAUCUCGAAAAAACCACUAUGAUGUAUUAAAUUUACGGAGAAAUUGUUCAGAUCAGGAAAUCAAGGAUGCGUUUAUUAAAAUGAGCAAACAAUAUCAUCCAGACAAAAACAAAGAUGUCAAGGCUCAGGAAAAAUUUGUACAAAUUGUAGAAGCAUAUAAUGUUCUUGGCAAACCUAGCAGCCGAUCACAGUAUGACCAUAUAAUUACUAUGGGACAGAGAAGCUCUUCAUAUUAUUAUAAGACUAGUAAUCAGAACCAAUAUUAUAAUCAAGCAUACACACAGAAAACAUACCCUGAUUAUAACUUUUAUACACCACCAAAGGACUCAAAGAAUACAAAAACGGAUUACUAUGGAGUGAAAGGGUUGAAGAAACUUCCAAAUAUGGCUAUAAUUUUGCUGUGUUUCAGUGUAGCAUUAAUAGGAACAAUAUUGCAAAUUAUUGUUAUAAGAGAGGCAUAUGUAGGACAUAGGACAAGAACAAUUGAACAGUCGAAAAUGUUGGCUAAAGAAUUAGAUAAAGUGAGAGAGAAUGCAGUUGGUAAAACCAAUGAGAUGCAAACUCAAGCAAUAUUAGAGAAAAUUGUAAGAUCUUCAAAUACAACAGUUGCUACGGCCACUUUAGGACAUUCACUGGCCAACGAGAAAAAAUAAAUCACCUCGAUAAAAGUAGAACACAAACUCUUUAGUGAAAGUAAAUUUCUGAAUGAUAAAUUUGGGUCAAAUUUAAAAUUUGGGCCCGAUUUAUUGGAUGUUAUGGUGUUUUUAAACGAAAUUUAUUUAUUUGAUAAGCAGUAUAAUAAUUUUGUAAAAAUAUUUUUAUAUAGACAAAUGAAAAUACCUCACAAUGUUUUUGUAAAUAUUUAAUUUAGACUUGUAAAUAAAAUUAUCAUUGAAA
This is a messenger RNA of Leptidea sinapis, 1068 nucleotides long. RefSeq names its product dnaJ-like protein 60 (gene DnaJ-13). The record is from RefSeq and is a predicted model, not a curated record. Bases 108 to 824 code for a protein of 238 amino acids. Gene Ontology annotation, molecular function: misfolded protein binding; protein-folding chaperone binding. Gene Ontology annotation, cellular component: endoplasmic reticulum. The transcript has 6 exons. Lineage: Eukaryota; Metazoa; Arthropoda; Insecta; Lepidoptera; Pieridae.